Molecule: messenger RNA, 321 nt
Organism: Pogoniulus pusillus (Red-fronted tinkerbird)
Lineage: Eukaryota; Metazoa; Chordata; Aves; Piciformes; Lybiidae
Product: SLC35A4 upstream open reading frame protein-like
Source: RefSeq, a predicted model, not a curated record
AUGGCUCUGCCUCUGCCUUUGCCCCUGCCCCUGCCUUGGGACUCGCUGCCCAAGCUGCAGGACAUCUCCUUACCGAAGGAGCAGCUGCAGAGCCUGCAGUGCAGGGCGGAGGCCGAGGUGCCCGGCGUGGGGCAGGAUGGCUCUCUGCUGGCCUCGCCCUUCCUGGCAGGCUACCUGAUCGCCAAGCUCCGCUUCUCAGCCGUGCUGGGCUUCGUGGCUGGCACCUGCACUGGCAUCUACGCCGCCCAGAUCUACGCCAUGCCCAAGGUGGAGCAGACAGUGCGGGACUUCAUCAGCUCCCUGGGCAGAGGCCGGGGCUAG